GGAACUAGCCGUUACGCUGAUUAUCUUCGAAGCCCUAAUCUAGUGCGCCUCUUCGUGCAAGUGUUUUACAAAUCGCAUCCCACCAGUUUUGGGUUUUUUCUUCUAUUCAUCGUUCCUAUUAAUCGAUUCAACCAAAUCUCCCGCUUUAACAUCAUAACUCAUCCGAUCCAGUAUCAUAUAUUCUUGUCGAUUCGAACAUAGCCUCCUCUGUUUGCAAUAGACAUGGCCUCAAGAACAGUCGCUAAGGAUAUCAUCACUCUUCGGGGUUCUGCUGCGAUAGUUAGCGAGUUCUUUGGAUAUGCUGCCAACAGUAUUCUUUACAAUCGAGGAGUUUACCCAGAAGAAAGCUUUUCGAAGGUCAAGAAAUAUGGCCUCCCAAUGUUGCUCACACAAGAUGAGGGGGUCAAAUCUUUCAUUGCCAAUCUAACUGCUCAGCUUACUCAAUGGCUUGAAGCUGGGAAGUUACAGAGGGUUGUCCUCGUUAUAAUGAGCAAGGCCACUGGUGAAGUCCUUGAAAGGUGGAAUUUCAGCAUUGAGACCGACUCUGAGGUUGUUGAAAAAGGUGUAUCAAGGGAAAAGAGUGACAAGGAAAUAAUGAGAGAGAUACAAGCAAUUAUGCGACAGAUUGCUUCAAGCAUUACCUAUUUGCCAUGCCUUGAUGAAACUUGUGUUUUUGAUGUGUUGGCAUACACUGACAAAGAUGUGGCGGUUCCAUUCACUUGGGUUGAGAGUGAUCCAAAACUUAUUGCAAAUCCACAAAUGGUGAAAUUGCAUUCCUUCGAUACCAAGAUUCAUAAAGUUGAUACUCUCGUUUCCUACAAGAACGACGAGUGGGAUGAACAGUAGAUUCAUACUUAUUUUCCUGAUUUUGUUCUAUUCCUGUGUUUGUCUACCGUGAAUUUCUAUUCACAAAUUGUCAGAGUGUCUUAGGUCUGUCCAUGCGUAUGAUGGUCAACCCAAUCUGAGACAGUACAAACCGCUUUUCUGUUGUAUUGUUCAACUUGUUUGUGGCUGCAAGAAAUGUGCCACGUAUGCCAAAAUUGUAGUUGACUAUGAUUUCGGUUGUGAUGAUAAUUCCGGGCAAACACUGAUCAGAGUGUGAUCGUAAUAGAAAAUUCUUCGUUAAAUUAGUAUAA
Molecule: messenger RNA, 1136 nt
Organism: Prosopis cineraria
Lineage: Eukaryota; Viridiplantae; Streptophyta; Magnoliopsida; Fabales; Fabaceae
Product: mitotic spindle checkpoint protein MAD2
Exons: 7
Coding region: 223-846 (207 amino acids)
Biological process (GO): mitotic spindle assembly checkpoint signaling
Cellular component (GO): nucleoplasm; kinetochore; cytoplasm
Source: RefSeq, a predicted model, not a curated record